CUGCGACCUCAGACGACAUGGCUUACAAGAUCCUCGUUGUGUGCGUGGUGGCCGCCGUUGCCCUGGCCCGCCCUGAAGGCCCCGCGCAGCAGUACGGCCUGCCAGGACCAGUGCAUCCCGUGCCCCUGGACACCGCUCCGAGCUACAACUUCGACUACGCUGUGAAAGACUACCUGGGUAACGACUUCGGCCACCAGGAGUCCCGCGACGGCUACGAUACUCAGGGCUCCUACUACGUGCAGCUCCCCGACUCUCGCUUACAGGAAGUCAAGUAUACCGUCAGCGGCGACUCUGGUUUCCUGGCGGAUGUGACCUACCAGGGAGAGGCGCAGUACCCCGCCUACAAACCCGCCCACAAGCCUAUCCAUGAGCCCGCCACUUCGUACCAGCCUGUCUCCGGGUACGCCUAAGCACGAUGCACAUCCGCUUGCAGGCUUCCUGAGUGACAGUAUUUAAUGAAGCAAUAAAAGAGUAGGGUGAAU
Portunus trituberculatus (swimming crab) is the source of this 482-nucleotide messenger RNA. Its product is annotated as cuticle protein-like. The coding region runs from base 18 to 410 and encodes 130 amino acids. The transcript is spliced from 3 exons. Gene Ontology annotation, cellular component: extracellular matrix. NCBI's taxonomy places the organism in Eukaryota, Metazoa, Arthropoda, Malacostraca, Decapoda, Portunidae. The record is from RefSeq and is a predicted model, not a curated record.